This is a messenger RNA of Diorhabda carinulata, 1863 nucleotides long. RefSeq names its product eukaryotic translation initiation factor 3 subunit L (gene eIF3l). The record is from RefSeq and is a predicted model, not a curated record. Gene Ontology annotation, molecular function: translation initiation factor activity; protein binding. NCBI's taxonomy places the organism in Eukaryota, Metazoa, Arthropoda, Insecta, Coleoptera, Chrysomelidae. The transcript has 4 exons. Gene Ontology annotation, cellular component: cytoplasm; eukaryotic translation initiation factor 3 complex. Gene Ontology annotation, biological process: translational initiation. The coding region runs from base 163 to 1812 and encodes 549 amino acids.
AAUAUGUGUAAUGUUAAUUCAUGGGUGCUGUCGUAUAUCUUCUUCGUUUUCAAGUCCAUUCACUAACAUUGACAUAACCUUUUUCCUUUUUUUCACAAAUAUUAAUAUCCACGCAUAGGGUUUAUCAAUUUAGUAUUUUUUAGGGGUUGAUACGAUUUAAUCAUGUCAAAAGGAUACAGAGAUGAGGAUUAUGAACAGGGGUAUCAAGAUUUUACAUACGAAGAUGGAUCAUCUCAUACAGGAGAUCCGGCUUUGGAUGAAUACAGUAGACAGCACUUUAAAAUGCCAGAAACUGUGAAAAACUUCUUGGUAUACUUUCGUUAUAAUAUUAACGAAUGUUUCGUUUUCGAGCUACAAACUCUUUAUGAGCACACUUGGCCAAAACUUACAGAAGACUAUUUUGAAAAGAGACCCUGGCCUGAGGAGUCAGAAGUUAUUGCUAUUAUCGAUAGUGAUCCAGUAUUUAUGAUAUUAUACAAAGAACUAUACUUCCGUCACAUUUACGCUCGCAUUCAAGGAGGUCCAACUUUGGAACAAAGGUUUAAUUCCUUUUAUAAUUAUUGUGAUCUUUUCAACUACAUUCUUAGUGCUGAAGAACCAGUACCACUUGAAUUACCCGAUUUGUGGCUAUGGGAACUGAUCGACGAAUUUGUAUAUCAAUUUCAAUCGUUUGCGCAAUACAGAGCUCGUUUGCAAAAUAAAAAACAAUUGGAGCUGGAGACUCUAAAUUCCAAUAAUAAAGUUUGGAAUGUACUUUGCGUUCUGAACGUUUUACAUUCUUUGGUUGAUAAGAGUAAUAUAAAACAGCAGCUGGAAGUGUACGCUAGUGGUGGUGAUCCAGAUUCAGUUUCUGGUGAAUUUGGUAGUCAUUCUCUAUAUAAAAUGUUGGGGUAUUUCUCUUUAGUAGGUCUAUUACGACUUCACUCUUUAUUAGGCGACUACUAUCAAGCUAUCAAAGUUUUGGAGAACAUUGAAGUGCAUAAGAAGUCUCAAUAUGCUCACAUACCAGCUUGUCAAAUAUCAACAUCUUAUUAUGUUGGAUUUGCUUACAUGAUGAUGCGGCGAUAUUCUGAUGCGAUCAGAACAUUUUCUUCUAUUCUUUUGUACAUUCAACGUACCAAACAACUUUUUGCAUCUAAAACCUAUCAGCACGAUCAAAUUAACAAGCAAACUGAUCAGAUGUAUCACCUAUUGGCUAUUUGCUUGGUAUUACAUCCUCAAUGUGUCGAUGAAUCCAUCCAGCAGACUUUAAGAGAAAAAAGUUAUCACGAAAAAAUGUACAAAAUGCAAUAUGGAGAUUUGCAGGAAUUUGAAAACAGCUUCGUUUUUGCUUGUCCCAAAUUUUUAUCUCCUUAUCCACCUCCAAUAGAUUCUAUUUCUGGUGAUUAUUCUAAAGAGGCUAUCCAUCAUCAAACUGCGGUGUUUAUGGACGAAGUUGCCCAACAAAAAAUGUUGCCUACCAUAAGAAGUUAUUUGAAAUUGUACACGACUCUACCUUUAAGUAAAUUAGCUACUUUUAUGGCACAAAACAGUAGAAAUAAUGAGACAACUAGGGACUUGGAUAAGGAAAUUGAAACGUUACUUAUACAUUUACUAUGUUUCAAGCAUAAAAUGAAGAAUGUUGUAUGGUCUAAAGGGGCUUCCGGUUUGGAAGGGAAAUUCCAAAGUGGAUCUGAGCUUGAUUUUUAUAUUGACAACAACAUGAUCCAUAUUGCUGACACCAAAGUGGCACAUAGAUAUGGAGAUUUCUUCAUCAGAAAAAUUUUGAAAUUUGAAGAUAUCAACAGGAAACUUCAUCAAUUGAAACUUUGAAUUUUACACUUGUAAAUGACUUUAAAAUUUUUAAUAAAACAUUCAACAUUU